Xenopus laevis (African clawed frog) is the source of this 506-nucleotide messenger RNA. Its product is annotated as venom peptide SjAPI-2-like. Bases 70 to 339 code for a protein of 89 amino acids. The record is from RefSeq and is a predicted model, not a curated record. Lineage: Eukaryota; Metazoa; Chordata; Amphibia; Anura; Pipidae. The transcript is spliced from 4 exons.
UUGGUAUCAUGUAACAAGGCACUUACAAGCUAACGAGUUCUUCUAAUAUAACCACAAAAAAAAAGAAAAAUGCUGAGAGUGAGCACCAUCUUUCUCAUCUGUGCUCUAGCAUUACAUCCACUUUAUGUCUAUGGAGAUGACGAAAGCCAAAGCUGCCCACCUAAUCAAUUAUGGGAUGGAUGUGGAACUGCCUGUCCCUUGAAUUGUCAGAACUUUAGAAACCCACCCCUGGGCUGCAUUGAAAUCUGCGUGCCUGGGUGUUUCUGCAAGAAACCUUAUGUCUUUCUAAGUGGCAAAUCUGGUCUCUGUGUUCUGCCCAGGCAUUGCUAUCGGAUAUAAAAAAUAAGGAAAACUCCAGAAGUGCAUAUGUGGCUCUUUAUCAUUAAAAUCUGUUGGCUUAUCAUCUUCAACAUGCUGGACAACUCUUACCAAAUGUAAUAUGUACAAAGUUUAAUAUGAAACAUUAAUCUUUUCCAGUGAAUGAGUAAAUUUAACACAAAAAAUAA